UCUCAUGAAACUGGGUCUCUGCCAGAGACUAUAUCAUAAGAUCAAAUCCCUGGUAUCAAUUUUCAUGUACGUAUGAAGUUUAGUUUUCGGUACAGAACAACUAAACCGGGUCAACUUCGUGUUGAGCCAUCGAUUUAGUUCAUUAGUUCAUCCUUUGUGCAUGAGUGAGUGAGGCAUUAACACUGGCAAGGAUCGCAAACACCUGCUUUGCCAUUAAUUGGAAAGAUCAUUAACAUCGUCUGAUGAGGGACUUGAAACUAAGCGUACAAGGGACAGAAGAAGGUUACAAAGUGUUUGAAUACAGGACACGACGUGAAAGUAGCAUCACCACUGGAAUACCAAGACCAAAAGCCUUUUAUUGCCUAAAAACUUGAAUGAUUAACUCUUGCAAUGAUUGUUUUUAAUGGAACGUUUCUAGUGCUGAAAUCAAAGAUGUUAUACUGGGCGAAUAGGUUGAACUAAGUAAAUAUCUUACAAUACUUUGCUGUGUUCAAAUUUUUGAGUCCACAGAUGUUUUGAACAUUUAACAUGUGUAACGUUUAUCACGACAUUUGUUGACAUAGUAUUCAAGACAGACAUGGAAAGAAUUCUAAUGAACUCGUGACUCAGUUCUUGUCAGUGGUCCAACAAGUCUUCCAAUAUCUUAGUAACUCACAGAAGAGUUGCAGCAGCGAUCGUUAUUCGUCCCUCGACGAGACAGAUUUUAUCCAUCCCAAAAAAUCAUCAAUUUGAAAUAUGUUCAAGGUUAAUCGAAUUUAAAACAACAGCGAAAAGAUGGAUGUGGACUAUGAUUCUGCGAGGAAGAGAAUAAACGAAAGAUUGAAUCAGGAGUUGACCAGGAUCAGAAACUUACCCAAGAAAAGUAAGAUUAAAAUCUGCAAUAAGCAUGGACUAAAACACGCACAUCAUAUGAACACUGGUUUAUUGAAAAGCCUAGAAGUAGAUCUUUCYAUAAUACAACGCGAGGAGAGAAGAGUCACCAACGAAUUGCAGAAAAGGAGGAACACUUUUGCCGAAAAUACACAAAAGAGUUUCCCUCGACUUUUGCCUAUUCCAGGACAAGAAUAUGAUCGACGUAAGAAAGAUAAAAAGGAGUUCYCGAAUCAACGUUCUCCCCAAAGGUUUCAUGCAUCAUGGACCAAACCAGAAAUACCAGAUUACUUCAGUAGAUUAGAACAUCUAGAAAAUCAACAUCGCAAGGCAUUCUUAAUGGCCAUCACCGAGCAAAGCAAACGAACAACCAAAAAAAUCAUCRAACAAAAUAUCAAGAAAAUGGAAACGCCUAGUUCCAUGAGUUGUGAACCAGAUAACGAGCACCUUGUCACAAGGUUGAACAAACGAAUUGACUUAAGGAAAAGCUGCUUUCCUUCUUUACUUGGUGCAGAAAAUUCUUCACUUCUGGGGACAAUUUCAAAGAACAAACGAACGCAUCCAAAGGCGGAUACGUAUUAUAAAGGGACAACGUUUUUUAUGCCUGAAACAAGUAAUGAUCAAAGUUUGGCCAAGAAGGAUAGGAAAGAAAAAGAAAAAAAUSGUCUUGAUAAAAAAAAAUCAAAUUUCAAAAGUUUAAGGCAAAAUGGAAUGAAGGCYAAAUUUCUGCCUAAGAUUGAGGUUUCGGAUUUUGCUGAAAAUUCUAAGAAAUUGAAAACAAUUAUUGAACGUAAAGGCGUUGGACAUAACGGGAAUGGUGUUUCGGGACGYUUGGAUCAAAAUGGACUAAAAUUUAAUCAAACUGUACUAAAAGUGACGAAAAAGAUAAACUCAGAAAUAAAACUUGAUGGCAUGUUGAAGAUGAGGAAAGAAAGCUCUGUUUUUACUAAACAUUGGUGAGUUGAUGUAAAAAAAUAUCACGAUAUUUGUACUAUUGAAAGAGAAGUACAAGUUGUAAAUUAUGAUCACCAAAAUAUAUGCAAAUAUGUACAUAA
This is a messenger RNA of Actinia tenebrosa (Australian red waratah sea anemone), 1925 nucleotides long. RefSeq lists its product as uncharacterized. The record is from RefSeq and is a predicted model, not a curated record. Lineage: Eukaryota; Metazoa; Cnidaria; Anthozoa; Actiniaria; Actiniidae.